Messenger RNA from Chenopodium quinoa (quinoa), 1251 nucleotides. RefSeq lists its product as uncharacterized. The coding region runs from base 643 to 1053 and encodes 136 amino acids. Lineage: Eukaryota; Viridiplantae; Streptophyta; Magnoliopsida; Caryophyllales; Amaranthaceae. The record is from RefSeq and is a predicted model, not a curated record. The transcript is spliced from 4 exons.
GGUGACAAUUAAUUUAGGAUGAGAAGUAAUUUUCUAAUCUUAGUAUAUAGUAAAUAUCAUAGAGGAAUAGAAUACUAGUAGUUGAUUGAUUAUUGUACGUUUAGUACUCCGUAUCAUUGAUUACCAAGAAGCUAUGUAGGUAUGUUAAGUAGAUUGCUCAAUUGACAUGUAAAGGGAAGUGAGAAAUAGGAGUAGUACUCCUAGUAGAAGUGGUGGGGCUAAUAUGUAAGCCCCACAAGAGUAAAAAGUGUUAGGGAGAAAGGGGGACAAGUGUAGUCCUUCUAAAGAUAAAUUGAAUUGCCAAUAUCAAGGUUCAUCAUCACCCAAACACCUCCAUGUUCUCGCAAUUAAGGACCUCCUCUUCCUUAGCUUCUCUUUUUUUUCUUUUCUUUUCUUUAUUUUUUUUUUUCUAAUUACAAAAACUUCAUUUUAUAGCCCUCUAUAUAUAUGUUCGUGUUAAAAUGUCUCUUAGUACACUACUACUCCCUUUCUAUUCUAAACAACAAUAACUCAAGGAAAAAAAAAACCCUAGCUUUAAUUCCCUCAUUUAAAUACUAGCUAGCUUUUCACCUUUUUUUUUUGCCCUAAUAAUACGCAUUAAUAUAUAUAUACUCACACUUUUUUUUAGAUAAUCAUCUUAUCAUGUCUUCGGUUGCGCUUAAGUUUUUGGCUGCCUUGUUAUUACUACAAAUGCAUGCAUGCAAUGCAAGGCACACCUUUGAUCUUGUUUCCUAUACAAAGGUGGUGGAUACUGGUGAGAAAACAAAGCUAGUACAUGAUGAAAUUGAUCUCAAAGGAUCUCCUAUAUUUGAGGAUAUCAUGUAUACAUCUUCAGAUGACAUAUCAAUUGCUACGUUGGAAAAUAACUCAUGGCCGUCAAAAGAUAUGCAGGGAUUCAAAGUGAAGGUAAGAUCAAUGCUAGAAUCGAAGUCACAUGAUGAGACCAAACAACCGACUAGUAGUGAUGCAAAUGAAGGUGAAUCAGUGGAGGAUGCCGUGGUCAUGGAUUAUGUUCAUCCCCAUCGCAAGUCUCCGAUUCACAACCAUCAUUAGCUAUAGAAUACGUACUGUCCUUAAUUAUAUGAUCAAUCUAAGCUAGCUCCUAAAACGAUGUUUAUUAUUUCCCUUCUUUUGAGUCUGUUUUUCAGACAUGUAACAACAUGAUUAAACCUAUGAUAUUAAGUAUGCAGUGGAUCCACAGGACCACAGUUUUUUUUGUUUGUAUCCUUGAACAACGAUAUGUAUGAUCGA